AUGGCUCGUAACAAAGCAGCAGCAGCAGCACACAAUCAAUUGCUGCUAUUUCUCUUAGCAAUAGUAUCAUCAUGUGUUAUCUCAUCUUCUAGUGCUGCUAGUGAGGCUGAAACGCUCAUCACCUUCAAGAAUUCUCUAUCCGAUACCUCGGCACUAGAUAACUGGAAUGCUUCUACAAAACCCUGCACCGGGUCCCAGAGCCAUUGGACGGGUGUGCAGUGUAACAACGGGAGCGUAUCUGGGCUGCAGCUGGAGAAAAUGAGCCUAACUGGCCUGAUUGACAUUGACACGCUCACACAGUUGCCGGCCCUCAAGGCCAUAAGCUUCAUGAACAACGGCUUUGGAGGUCCACUGCCCGAUGUGAAGAGACUUUCACUCCAAGGUCUCUACUUAUCCCAGAACCAAGUCUCUGGUGAUAUCCCGGAUGACGCUUUCAGUGGCAUGGGUGAUACCUUGAAGAAGCUUUACUUGGCCAAAAAUGGAUUUACGGGGGAGAUACCGAGUUCUUUGGUUGAUUUGCCUAAGCUCAUUGAGUUGGACCUUGGGGAUAACCAAUUUACAGGGGAGAUUCCAUAUUUUCAUCCAGGGGAUUGGACGGUGAUGAAUCUGGCAAACAACAGAUUGGAGGGUCAGAUUCCGGCAUCACUAAGCAACUUAGAUGCUGCUGAGUUAGAGGGUAGGUGA
Molecule: messenger RNA, 684 nt
Organism: Rosa chinensis
Lineage: Eukaryota; Viridiplantae; Streptophyta; Magnoliopsida; Rosales; Rosaceae
Product: pollen receptor-like kinase 1
Exons: 1
Coding region: 1-684 (227 amino acids)
Molecular function (GO): protein binding
Source: RefSeq, a predicted model, not a curated record